This is a messenger RNA of Theileria equi strain WA, 1389 nucleotides long. RefSeq lists its product as hypothetical. The transcript is spliced from 4 exons. Bases 1 to 1389 code for a protein of 462 amino acids. NCBI's taxonomy places the organism in Eukaryota, Apicomplexa, Aconoidasida, Piroplasmida, Theileriidae. The record is from RefSeq and is a predicted model, not a curated record.
AUGUGGCUGUUGAUAGGUAAAAUUGCUGGCGAUGUGUCCAAGUGUGCGAGCAGUGACAUUAAGAUAUGGAACUCGUUUGUCGAUUCCUGCGAGAACAAGCUGGAAUCUUGUGAUCAAAAGGAUAUUUUGCGGAUUGUUAGAGCCAUAAUCAACUUUUACAGGUUCUAUGGCCACGAGAUACGAACAAGAGACCAUCCCUUUGUGGAGGCAGUCUUGGAGCAAGUCGUUAAAUACUGUGAAGCCUACAAUUGCGGUGAACUGGGAGAGAUAUCAGAGAUUUUUUCUGAUUUGGCCAAUCACAACCCCUUUGUUUUACAAGGAGUAUUUACACUCUUGUCAAAAAUUAGCAUUACAUUCAAGCUAAGACUCGCAGAAGCCAUUCCAAUAGAUGUUAUUAAGUUAUCUUUGGCAUUUUCAAAGUUAGGGAUUCGUGAUGAUCCACUUUUUGGUACACUUGUAAAUUUUGCGUGUAAUGGAUCUAAUGGGUUUCGUUUAGAGGAUCAUAGGAUCCUGCUGACGAGCUAUGCCAUUAUUGGAUACUAUGAUGAGAAGCUGCUUGAAAUUGUCCUGGAUGGAUACUCAAAAACAAAGAACUUAAGUUCAAACGACCUCGGAAUUCUCUCCUUCAUUUUCAGCAAGUUGGACUAUAAAAACGACAGAGUUAAGCAAUUGUUUUACAAGCAUAAAAUUGAUAGUGUGGAACUAUUUGACAUUCCAAGCUUUUGUGCAAACUUGUAUAAACUGGAUAUCACUGUUCCGGAAAAUCUUGUGAAAAGGAUUGACGUCGAUAAACUCUCUGCGGAAUUAUUUUUUGACACCGUACCGUUAUUAGCAAGGUCAAUAUUUCCAGAUGAACUAAUCAUGACCAAAUAUCUUGAAUUUAUCAAGGAUUCUACAUUUGAUGAUCAUGUCAAAAUUUUGGAGUAUAUCGUAAACUCUGAAUUCACAGAAUCGAUGGAAAAGUUGUGUAACAUGUGUAUUAAGCACAUUUUUGAGGGUAUUUCUAGGGACAAUCUUCAUGCGCUUCCGGCAGAAGGUGAAACAUUUGCAAACACAUCAAGUAUUGACAAUUUCCAAACACUACAACUGUUGAUAAAACUCCCUUGUUGUUGGCUCUAUGACUAUAUUGAAAAGUUUGGUACUAUUUUUAAAUCGGUUCCUAUUAAAUAUAAAUCGCAAUUCAUCACACUCCUGUUCGGCCUAUAUACUUUUUUUGACUUUGCUCCAGGAUCAAGUUUAAUACCUGAAAUUGAAAAACACUUUGGAACAUCAAUUCAAGAGGCCCUAUCCGAAAUUAUCGCACAAGAAAAUGUAAAUAGAGCGCCAUACACGCUCUGCGCGGAGGUUGAAGAACUAUUAGGAGACAAGACAGAGGUGAGUAUUUUAUAG